AUGGCAAAGGACACUGUUAAAGAGCUCAGCACACGGCUGUAUGUUGGAGGACUUUUCUGUGAAGUGACAGACGCAGAUCUGAUCGGACGGUUUGAGAUGUUUGGACAGGUCUCAUCUGUGGACAUUGUUAGGAGGACAGAUGACAAAGGCAAGCCAGAGAGGACAUUUGCCUACGUCAAUCUGACCACAACUGAUCAAAAGCUGAAGAAAUGCAUGGCUGUCUACAAUAAAUCAAAGUGGAAGGGACAUGACAUGCAGAUACAAGUAGCAAAGGAGAGUUUCCUAGCAAGACUUGCAAAGGAAAGAGAGGCUACGAAGAUGGAGUUGAGCACCAAGAAACUCUCACCAGAGAGACCUGAGCCAUCUCCUGCAAGGCAGUGGACUGUCCAAGGAGCAGUGCCAGGGACAGAAGUAGAAGGAGAAAGGAACUGGGUAGUCGGCAAAUAUGGCCGGAUCCUGCCUGUGGUCUACAUACGAAGGAAGGACAAAAAGAAAGUGAUGAAGGUCAACCCUUCCAAGUACAGCCACAACCUUAAGAAGGUGAAGGAAGAGCAUUUCAUUGAUCCCCCCAUCAGUCAGCUUACCUGGGACAUACAGGUGCAGGGGACUGAGGAGAGCAGGAAGAAACGGCAGGGAGAUUUUUCAGAUUUCAUGAUAGGGAGGUGGAAAAGGCCGGCUGCAACCCUACAAGCAAAGAACAAAAAGAUGAAGGUGGAGUUAGGGAACAAGUCAGAAGAGAAUUUGUCUAAUAGUGACCACAGUAAUCCAGACACAAGCAGUCAUAUUGGCCAGUCAGGCGAUGAGAAAGAUGACAAGGGUUACUUUGCACAACAUGAGGACAAAACUUCAGCAGUUGGAAACGCUCAAAGUAGACUUGACGACUCUGACAAUGACUCAGACUCUAAGGAAUUAUCCAACACAACUGCCAUUGAUAAGGAUCAUGAUGAUGAUGACAGUGACUUUGAAGUUGUGAGCCUUGAACAACAUGACCAGCGCAUGACAGGAGUACUUGAUGGAAACAUGCUUCUUGGGUUCAAGACCUUAGUGCACAACAAACAGGAUGGAGUGAAGGGAGCAGAUGACUCUGACAGAUCUGUAGACACUGAUGAACUCCUAACAGCAACCAAGCAUCAUGUUGUUCAACAUACGAGCAUGGAGAAAACUUUCAACUCAGGAACAGCCUCAGACCCUGCAGAAAUGGCUCUCUCCUCAAGGAAGAAAUUGCAACGAACUAUCAAUACUCAAGACGUAAGUAGAAAUAGUUCCUCCAAACAGGACAGUACUGAUGAUGAGUCAGAAGAUUCAGACGAUGCUGAGAUGAUAGCAGCUGCUAGGUUAAAGUUACAGGCGAUCAUGUCAUCACCUCGCACAAUAACAAAUGGAAAACAAGUAGACAAAGAUGGGGGUCAGAAUGAGUCUGCAAGAACUGAAAAUAAGGCUACAGAACAACUACUGGAUGAAACUAGGAAGGAUAGCUCUAAUGGUGUGGGGAUGGCCAGGUUGAGUCAGGAACAGGUGGACAGUGACACUAGUUAUAAUUUCUCUCAACAACAAAGUGAUGAUGGUAGCAGUUCUGAAGACACUCUCAACAUUCCAGUAAAAACUUCUGGAAAGGCAGAACAUGGUCAGAAAACUGAUAAGAGAAAAGAUGAUGGUAAUGACAUUGAUGAUGAUGAGGAGGAGGAAGAUGUUGGUGAUAGUAACAACACAGAUGAUGAUGAGGAGGAGGAGGACUUUGAUGAUGGUGCUGAUAGUGAUGACAUUGAUGAUGUGGAGGAGGAUGUUGAUGGUAAUGACAUUGAUGAUGAGGAGGAUAUUGAUGAUAUUGAUGAUGGUGAGGAAGAGGAUGUUGAUGACAUUGAUGAUGAUGACCAUGUUGUUGAUGGUGCCGAUGAUGUCACUGAUGAUGGUAAUGACAUUGAUGAUGAUGAGGAGGAGGAAGAUGUUGGUGAUAGUAACAACACAGAUGAUGAUGAGGAGGAGGAGGACUUUGAUGAUGGUGUUGAUGGUAAUGACAUUGAUGAUGACAAUGAGGAUGUUGAUGGUAAUGACAUUGAUGAUGAUGAUGAUAUUGAUAAUAUUGAUGAUGGUGAGGAAGAGGAUGUUGAUGACAUUGAUGAUGAUGACCAUGUUGUUGAUGGUGCCGAUGAUGUUACUGGUGAUGAAGGUGAUGAUGAUGAUGAUGAAGAUGAUGAUGAUCACAAUGAUGAGUUGGAAGAUGAUGAAAGCCCUGACUCAGACAGUACUGGGGAAAGUCUGUCAGAACCUGACAGUGUUGAAGAAAAUGAAACUGGCAAUGAAAGCAGUUCUGAAGACAGUUCAGGUCCAGAAAUAGAAGACAAAAUUGUCUCACCUGUGAAACCCAGCAAAUCUCCAAAUGGGACCGCUUCAACUGAAGACCUAAACCUGUUAGAAGAGAGUGCAAAUAAUGGGGUUGUAUCUGGUGAUAUGUCAAGCACCUCUACAAUGGACAUAAGAAAAGGACCUGCGGACGGACAGAAGUUGAAGUCUAGUGCAGUUGCCAAUGAACAACGUCUAGAGUCCCUCCGACAGAGACAACUGCAAGGACAGUCCAAACAGGCUCUUAUCAGUAAGGCCUUGUCAACAAUGGUGUCCAGUACAGCUGGUAAGCACACAGUGUUUGACUCUGAGGAUGAAGACAGUAAGGAUGGUACAGAGGUGAGGGAGGAGGACUGGUCCAGCACAACUCAGCCUGAUAAGGCAGAGGAGAAGACAUCCCAGAUGGGUCUGUUUGAGUCUGACAGUGAAGAAGACAGUGACAGCGGGAGUGAAGACAGUGAUGAUCAAAGGUUCCAGAUCAAGCCCCAGUUUGAAGGAAAAACUGGAGAGAAGCUGCUAGAGCUGCAGGCACAGAUCGGCCAGGACGACCGUUUUCGUAUGGACCACAGGUUCCUGGAGGAGGACAGUGAUGAGGAGGAACAGGACAUGAAGAAGACGCCUACCCCUACUGAGGAGACAGAUGGAGACCUGGAGGCUGAGAGACAGAAAUCCUUAGAAAUUCUAAGAAGGGUGGUCGGCACCAAGGCUGCCAUGGCAACAGAGAAGGGCAAGAACAUUGACAAGCUCAAGUUCAAGGACCCUUCUGCAGUGCGCUAUGACCCUACAAGGGAGGACCACAAACAGUUUGAGAUACCUGACAAUGAAAGCCAAAAGGAUGUGGAAGAAAGUGGUGCAGGUAUCCAUGAGGAAGCCCCACCAGAGGAGACAGUCCCAAACAUCACAAAGGACAAGUACUUCCAGGUGGCCACAGAUCUGAAGGAAGCGUUCAGUGGCACCGGUGGACAGACCUUCUCAUUUUUUGGGCCAAGUUCUGCAGAGACCACAGAAGACAUUGAAGCUGACAUGGCCUCGGAAUCUACCCAGACUGCACCUAAGAAAUCACCAUGGCAACCAAAAGUGUUCCAAUACGACAGUAGUGAUGAUGAUGAUGAUGAUGAGAUGACUCAGGACGACCUGAAGAAAAUCCCUGAAAAAGUGGAAGAACCAAAGAAAAGAAAUUCCUUUUUCUUUGCUGAGAAUGAUUCAAGGCUGAAAGAAGGUAUCCUGCAGUUUUACAGGACAGACAAGCUGGAGGACAUCAGGCAGGCAUGGGAGGAGGUCCGACCUGAGCUGUUAGAGGAGUCCAAGAAGAGACACAAGAAUGCUGUGCGGCAGAGGAAGAAGAAUCAGAAGAACAAACCAAGACAUAGAUACAAGUAAACAUAGCCUGGUUAGAAACAAAAGAUAUAUUAUUAUUGUCCAUACAUCAAAUGUUCCUGUCACUUGUCAGAUACCCUGUAUA
Branchiostoma belcheri (Belcher's lancelet) is the source of this 3802-nucleotide messenger RNA. Its product is annotated as nucleolar protein 8-like. Gene Ontology annotation, molecular function: RNA binding. The coding region runs from base 1 to 3720 and encodes 1239 amino acids. The record is from RefSeq and is a predicted model, not a curated record. NCBI's taxonomy places the organism in Eukaryota, Metazoa, Chordata, Leptocardii, Amphioxiformes, Branchiostomatidae. The transcript has 17 exons.